CGGUCAGUGCUGAGGGUUUCAAUAACGAAAACAACAGGAAUUCUAUAUUUCAUAUGUUUAGUCCAUGUGGAAGUGAAAGUAAUACUAGGAACGAGCAUUUAAUCACGUGUACAAGGUGUUGUGCUUUGAAAUCAUUUUACCCAGAGUACACCAGGAAGCUGAUGAACAUGGCGCAGGGUCAGCGACGUCGCUGAGACAGUGGUGGAAAACAUACCGUGGAAAUUCUUUGCAAAAACGGCGAUAUACUAAAAUGCAAGUGUGAAAUGGUCGCACUCUCGGAAUCCUGGAUUACUACUGCUGUUUCAUUGAUGACUAAAAGGCGACACGGGCUAAGGAAUACCUUUCAUUGCAUUCAUAAACAUUUCUUUAGGACUCCAACCCCCUGAGUAGUAUUGCUGGGGAGAUACUCUAUCAUUUAUUUGAUACAUAACAAAGAAGAUGUCUGGUUCGGUAAAAAUGAAAAAUGACCUUCCACAUGGAGUUGAAAGACUUACGGAGGAGCAUAGACAGGUGGUGAAAAACUAUCAAGGUCAAAUUGAACACUGGAACAAGGUAGAAAGAGAUUAUGAAGUCCUGCAGGACCGCCUUAAAACUUUACCCGAUAGGUUGUCCUAUGACAUCAUGGUACCGUUCGGCCCUUUGGCGUUCAUGCCAGGAAAACUCGUCCACACGAACGAGGUCACCGUUCUGCUGGGUGAUAACUGGUUUGCGCAGUGCUCGGCCAAGGAGGCUCAGACUCUAGUGGAACAUCGGAAGAAACAUGUACAAAAAACACUUGAUGACUUGCACAAAGUGGUGAAGAACUUUGAAAACAGAGUGGAGUUCACUGAGGAUCUUAAAAAACUCACUGGGGCAAAUGGAGAUUAUGUGGACAUCAGGGAAGAGAUGGAAAACGAUGAACAAGUUACCAAAGGAAAGCAGAGACUGGCCCACAAGCCCCACUCCAAGCCCAAAGAGGAGUAUGUGUUGGAGCUAGAGGAGGGGGAUGGAGGGGGCCACAGAGGACUGCUGUCUGAGGAGGAGUUGUGGGCGCGGCUGGAUGAGCUGGAGAGGUUGGAGGAGGAACAAGAUGAGCAGGAUCGAGUCAGUGACAGCGUGGACACUAAUGGCGAGUACUCCAGCUCCUCUUCAUCAGAGGAAGAGAAGGAGGGAGAAGGAGGUGACGGCGCUCCGGUGAACGGCCUUGCCGAAACGGAGGGCGGGCAGCCUGUUGCUCACGUGGGCCAGGUGAAUGGAAUCAGUGGAUCACACCCUAACGAAAACGAGGAGGAGGAGGAUGAAGAGGAAGAGGAGGAGGAGGAAGAAGAAAGCAAUGCACUGCCGACCAUCUACUUCUCUCAUACAGUGGAGCCCAAAAAGGUGAGGAUAAACACAGGAAAGAAUACCACUCUGAAGUUUAGUGAAAGGAAAGAACAGAAGGAACAGGCGAAGCGGAAGAAGAAGAAUGGAAAGACAAACGGACACUCUAUCCACGAGCAUCACAAGAUCAACACACCAGCAGAUAUUUACAGGCUGUUUGUGGACGUCGUGAACGGAGAGCUUAUUCCCAGGAAGUCCAUUCUGAAGUCCCGGAGCAGGGAAAACAGCGUGUGCAGCGACACCAGCGAGAGCAGUGCCGCCGACUUCGAGGAGCGGCGAGUUGCGUUCGGUCGCACCUUCAGCCACGACGACGCCACGCACAGCGAUACCAGCGAUGGAGUCACGGAGGAAGAGAGCCCGACAGGAGUACCGCUGCACCCCAGCAGUCGCUUUGAGGCAUUUUCAGGCACUGUGGUUGAGAAGGAUCCGCUACCCUCAUCCAUUCCUCACCUGACUAUCGCCCCUCCUGCUUUACCCACAAUUCCUGAGAGGAAGCUUGAAGAGGUGGGCCAGGAAGUGGCCCAGGAGCCGCCCAAAAGGGUUUCUAAGUUCAAAGCUGCCCGGCUGCAGCAGAAAUGAGAGAGAGAGAGAGCAAGACUCCGCGAACUGCCAGUCCCUUUUUAAACUUUUGUACUACAGUAACACUUUAGGCAGGACUUGCGGCAAGCAGCACUAGUUCUAGCACUUUCCUGUCUCUCUCCCUCUCUGUCUCUCUCUCUUUCUCUGUCUCUUUUUCUGCUGUGAUUAUUAUUCUUGUCAUACCAGUCAGUGUGUAUCAGUCCCUCUUUUCUUGCUAUGCAUCCAUAACGCUCGUUACACAUUUUUAUAACAGACCAUACCAAUGUUUCGAGCGUCCCUUUGAAAACUAUGAAAUGUCAUAUAUGCAGUUCUCCCAGUAUCCCUUGUAUGUAGACUGUAAUUUAGCUCUAGUUUGCUCAUAUGGUUAAAACAAAAAUGAUCAGAAAUAAUUUUAUGAAACAGUAGCAUUAUUAGCACCCGUAGGGCUCCACAUUCUGUCGUCGCUGUUCCUGUUGGGUUGUUUUCAUAAUAAUACGUUUAGCGGCUUCCGCUGGGGUCGCGUUUUUCUGCUGGUCGUCCUUUAGUGUUCUGUCAAUGAGAUCACCGUGCUGCUUGGAUGACAUGCGAUAUAACAUGAACAUGUCAGUCAUUUUGCCUCUCUUUGAGAAGAUAUAAGCUUUUCAUGUUUCUCCAGGGCUCCUGUGCGGAGUUUUUCUCUUUUUCUUCUAAAAGUGGUCUCUUUAUCUUUGACAUUUUGUUUUUGAAUGUAAACAAAUUUUCUGUGAACCCUUAAA
Molecule: messenger RNA, 2672 nt
Organism: Chanos chanos (milkfish)
Lineage: Eukaryota; Metazoa; Chordata; Actinopteri; Gonorynchiformes; Chanidae
Gene: uri1
Product: URI1 prefoldin like chaperone
Exons: 11
Coding region: 439-1938 (499 amino acids)
Biological process (GO): negative regulation of phosphatase activity; negative regulation of transcription by RNA polymerase II
Molecular function (GO): chromatin binding; phosphatase inhibitor activity; transcription corepressor activity
Source: RefSeq, a predicted model, not a curated record